AUGGACGUCUUACCAACCUCCGAUGAUGGAUUCGAUACAUAUCCACUUGUCAUAGAAUGUCGAACCGCAAAGGUGCAAAAUCACAUCAGCAUCGAUGUUCGAUCUAACCCGGGAGUUAUCUCACCCAUGCAGACGCGGAGGAUGUUAGAUCAAUUUUCCAACGUUGUACACCAAUUAUGCCAGGGCACUACCCAGACAACACUAGUCGACAUCGUAACGAUUAGCCCGGAGGAUGCCCAGCAACUCAUCCAAUGGAAUGGACACGAUCUCGAGCCGGUCCACGAAUGUGUACAUGAAACUGUUACCAGAGCAGCUCGUACUCAUCCUGGUUCUCUUGCUAUAUGUUCAUGGGAUGGCGAUAUGACGUACGAAAUGUUAGAUCGCUUUUCGAAUCAACUCGCACGACACCUUAUCAAACAAGGCAUCCGUCGAGGAAAUCUGGUCCCUCACUGUCUCAAUAAAUCGAAAUGGGCCAUUGUCGUCACCCUAGCAAUUCUCAAAGCUGGGGGGGCAAGUGUCGCUGUCGGGCCGAGAUCACCUCUCCAAACGUUGGCUAGCAAUAUUCAGACGCUAGAUGCGCCUCUCAUGCUGGUAGAUGAAGAAAACAGAUGUCAAGCGGAGAGUCUUGGCAUUCCACUCAUCACCAUAAGCGAGUGCUUUAUGAUGAGCCUUGGCGAUUCAGAUCAGACGAUUGACUCCGGUGUGCGGAGCAAUGAACCUGCGUUUGUUGUUUUUACAUCAGGAAGUACUGGCCAGCCGAAAGCCAUUGUACUGCAACAUGACUCGAUAUGCUAUAGCGCUAGAGCACAUGGAUCAUCACUUGGGAUAGGACGCGGGAGCCGGGUGCUGCAGUAUGCAGCGUACACAUUUGAUGUGAGCAUCCAGGACAAUUUCACAACUCUCAUGCGUGGCGGCUGCGUCUGUAUCCUAUCCAAAGAGGCCCGGGUGAACAUCGUGGACCUUAUAUCAUCGAUCAACAUCCUUCAGGCCAAUUGGGCAUGUCUUACAUCAACCGUCGCCAGUCUUCUGAAACCAUCCGACGUCCCAUGUCUCUCAACCCUAGUUCUUGGCGGUGAGCCCGCUAGUCAGGAUGUUGUUGCGGUAUGGGCGGGUCAUGUCACUCUACACAAUGUUUAUGGCCCUGCGGAAGCUUCGAUAUGGUCUUCGUGCAAUGAAAAUCUCGGAGAACAUAGCUUAGCUCUGAAUAUUGGCAAAAGCCUUGCCAGUCGACUCUGGGUCGCGAACCCGGCGAACCACCACAAUUUAGUUCCUAUCGGGUGUGUGGGCGAACUGUUAAUCGAGGGACCUCUCCUAGCUCGCGGCUAUCUUCACGACCCAGAACUGACCUCUACUAAGUUUAUAUACGACCCGUCUUGGGUCCUUCAGCUCGGUCUUGAGCAGCCUAAGCGUCUCUAUAAGACGGGCGAUCUGGUGCGAUAUCUAGAUGAUGGGUCUUUGAUAUUUGUGAGCAGAAAAGACAGUCAAGUUAAAAUAAAUGGUCAAAGAGUGGAUCUUGGGGAAAUCGCUCAUCAUUUGAAGUCAAGCAUUCCAUCAGAAUUCGUAUCCCAAAUUGUCGCAGAAUUCGUCAGAAAGCAAUAUCAGAACGACAGACAUACACUAGUUGCGUUCCUCGAACAAUUAGAUGAUGUUGAUGAGUCUGAGUUUUGUGGUACAUUUUCGCCUACAUUGAAACGACAGAUUCAACAUGCACGGCAUGUUCUAGAAGACAACCUACCGAGUUACAUGAUUCCUUCAAUCUUUAUACCGUUAGCACGCCUACCAAGAAACGCAUCCGGCAAACUUGAUCGAAAGAAACUCCAACAAUAUUUUAUGAACCUCUCUUCGACUCAACUUAAUGAGUUCAUGCUAUUAAGCGAAGUUAAAACAGAACCGAAAUCUGCAAUGGAGAUUCAACUUCGAGAUAUUUGGACGCAAGAGUUGAAAGUUUCCGGACCCAUUGGACUGGAGGAUAGCUUCUUCGAACUCGGGGGAGAUUCAAUUAGUGCAAUGAGGCUUGUAGCUGCAGCUCGUGAUAUUGGAAUCUUCAUCUCAGCGGCAGAUGUCUUCCAAUUCCCCAGACUGGGCAACCUCGCGUCGGCAGCAAUGCAGUCAAACCUAGUAGCUGACUGUGAUUACAGACCAUAUGAUCUCUGGCAUCCAGAAAGCCCAGAGACAAUUGAGGAAAUUGCAAGCCUGUGUCAAAUCUCGAAAGAUGAGAUAGAAGAUAUCCUUCCAGCUACACCUCUUCAAGAGGGGCUGACGGCUAUUUCGACCCGGAAAAAGGGAACGUACGUUUCACAAAGAAUUCACAAGCUUGGUAAAAAUACCUCAGUUGAGUUACUUAUAUCGGCCUGGAAUAAAGCUGUUGAGGAUCUUCCAAUCUUGCGAACAAGACUUGUCACUAUUGCAUCGGGAACCUUCCAGGUCGUCGUCAAGCAUGAACCCGUUUGGAAUAAAGGGCCUUCUCUAAAACACUAUCUUGCCAAUGACAUGAAAGAGCCAAUGUUGAACGGUUCUCCACUUUUACGGCUAGGGCUAAUUGAUGACCAUGGACGUGACGGCAUAAUAAAUAAACUGUUCGUCAUUACAGUGCAUCACGGAAUAUACGAUGCCUGGAGUGCUGCCAAAAUUUCUGAUUAUGUAUCCGCCGUUUACUCGGAGAUACCUGUACCGGUAACCAAACCCUUUGGGCAGUUUAUGCAAUACCUAAAUAAGAUUGACCUUGCCGCAAAUGAGGCCUACUGGCGGAAGCAGUUGAAGUCACCGCCAAAUGUAGGAUUUCUAUCUUCCACACUUGCAGAUACCAAGCAUCAGUGUACGAAAACAGCUUCAAGGCAAAUUAACAUGCCUCACAAACCGCAAUCCGUUACAAUGGCCACAAUACUCCGCGCAGCAUGGAUAUUAAUUCUGUCACAAUAUUCCAAGUCAGGCGAUGUUAUCUUUGCUAUGACGCUUUCAGGCAGAGAGGCCCCAAUAAUCGGUGCCUCAGAAAUAAUUGAUCCACUCUUCACAACGGUUCCAGUGAGAGCAAAAGUGGAAUUGACAACACCAAUUUAUGAAUUUCUCUGUGGUGUUCAAGCCCAAGCCACUGAGAUGCUCCCCUUUCAGCAUUUUGGGUUGCACAACAUCCGCCGGCUAGAACCCGAAAUCCAGGCCGCUUUGGAUGGGAUACGACACUUAUUUGUUGUUCAAUCAUCACCGCCCUCCCAAGCUGUAGUGCCGUCAAUUUAUUCCUUUGAGUCAACACAAGCCUUAGACAUAGGGUUCACAAAUUAUGCACUGGUUAUUGAAUGUUUAAUGCUUGAAGGUAUCACCGAACAACCGAUGUCAGAGAUGGAGUUGAAACUGCAAAAAUUGUGGGCUGAGGAAUUUGAGCUUAAUUCCACAUCUAUCUGUGUCUCUAGCAACUUCUUUCACCUUGGCGGAGAUUCUGUUAGUGCAAUGCGGUUGGCAGCUGCGUCGCGCCGCUAUAGGAUACAACUCAAGGUCGCUGACAUCUUCCAAUACCCGACUUUAUCGGAAAUGGCCCGGGCAGCUACAACUGUGCGAACCUUACAAAAGCCUAGUGGGUACGACGGACAGGACGCUGUGGAACCCUUCAGCCUCUGGUUGGUUGCCGCUGGGGAAAGGAAAGAUGCAAUUAGCGACAUAGCUGAACAAUGCCAAAUUGAGCCAAAUGAUAUUGAGGAUGUGUACCCUUGCACCCCUCUCCAAGAGGCACUAAUAGUACCUCAGCAGGCGCCGGUAUAUGUGCUUCAGAAAAUCUUCAAACUUCCAGAGGAUCUUUCUGUGGGACAUUUUAAAUUUGCUUGGCAGAAGACCGUCAAGUCUAAUCCCAUCCUGAGGACAAGGAUAAUUCCAUCCAGCCCUUGCUCCCUGCAAGUAGUCAUCAAAGAGGAUAUACAAUGGGAGUUGCGAUCCUCUUUGAAGGAUUACCUCAAGAUGGGUAUUAACGCAUCAUUUACUUACGGCGCAUGUCUUGCUCGAUAUGCUCUCAUCCAUGAUAAGUCAGGAUUAUAUUUUGUGUGGACCCUCCACCAUUCGAUAUAUGACGGCAUGAGCAUAGCUCUAUUGUUCAAACAAGUGUCUCGUAUAUAUUCCCAUGGACGUUCGAAUUUGACUGUACCAUUCAAUAGAUUCGUGAAAUACCUAGCCAGUCGCCCUACCGACUCAGCGAAGCUCUAUUGGCGUGGACAGCUUUCUGGCCAGCCCAAUGGAGCAUUCCCUCAGCCGUUGCCUCGGCAAGUAGAUACAAAUUAUACCAUACAUGUUCAACAACACCUAGAACUGUAUAACGCUUUGCUAAUGGUUCCAGUGGCAGCGGUGUUAAGAGCCGCCUGGGCUUUGAUUGUUAGCAAAUACUCAAAUCACGAUGACAUUAUCUUCGGAGCCGCAUUGUCAGGCCGAGAUAUCCCCGAAGAAGACAUAAUGAAAAUGGUCGGGCCUACUGUCACCACUGUUCCAAUCAGGGUCCGAAUUGAUUACCGUAAUGCGACCGUGGCGUCAUUCCUUGAAUCUAUUCAUCAACAAGCAUUGCAAAUGGCACCAUACGCACAAACCGGUGUCCACAAUAUCCGUCAAAUAUGCCAGGAUAUGCGACCAGCAGUAGACUUUAACAGCUUUCUGGCCAUCCACCCGUCGUCGGAUGACAUAGAGGACUUCCUGGGACUCGAAGAGAUUGUUUCUCCCUAUCGCAAAUUUGGAAAUUUCCCUUUGAUCAAUCAGUGUCACCUGAAGAACUCUAAUGUUCAGAUCGAACUUUUCUUUGAUUCAGCGGCCCUUUCCGAGAUCCAAGGGAAGGCCCUAUUAAAUCAGUUCUGUCAUCUUAUUAAACAAUUGGCAAAUCUCCCAGGGAACACACCGCUCUUGGACAUAGAAUUUAUUACACCUGAGGAUACUCAACAAAUCAAUAUAUGGAAUCAACGGAGCUGCCAAGAGGUGAAGGCGUGUCUUCAUGAUGCAUUCCAAAGACAGGCGUUGAAUUUCCCGAAGAAUCCAGCAGUAUCGUCCUUGGAAGGUGAAAACAUAACAUAUGUAGAACUAGAACAAUUGUCAUCCACUCUAGCAAAAUCACUCAAUGAUAGCGGAGUUGGCUCCGAGACAAUGGUCCCACUGAUGUUCCGCAAAUCCCCCUGGGCUAUCGUUGCAAUAUUAGCUGUUCUGAAGGCAGGAGGAGCAAGCCUGAUCCUUGUUGAUACUGAUUGCUUUGAGCCAGCCAAAUCGCUCCUCCCCAGCCAAAGGAUUAUUACAAUUGACCGAGCCACUUUCAGGGCCCUACCCAGUAUUUCACACUAUGCAUGCUCAACAGUCAUUCCAUCCAAUUCCGCGUUUGUCAUCUAUACAUCCGGUGCAACAGGUGUUCCAAAAGGUGUGGUUUUAGAGCACCGGGCAAUUUGUACAAACCUCGACAUGGUUGGUGAAGUUUACGGAGUUGGACCUAGUUCUAGGAUUGGUCAAUUUGCUUCCUAUGCGUUUGACAUUAGCAUACAAGACAUUUUCCUAGCCUUAUAUCGAGGAGCCUGCAUCUGCGUUAUUGAUGAGAGACAUCGCAUUGACGACCUUGCGUUCGCGCUUCGGUCACUCAGAGUUAACUGGAUGAAUUUGACAUCGACUGUCGCACAGUUACUGCAACCCGAAGACGUUCCAAACCUCUCCACAUUAGUACUUGCUGGAGAAUUAAUGAGAGAAGAUGUUAUCGAGAAAUGGAAACACGUCGCUUUAAUCAAUUCAUACGGGUCUGCGGAAACCUCCAUCAGCAUUUCAUUCAAUCGUGGAAUACAGCAUGUCACUCAAGCACGCGAUAUCGGAUUACCACUUAGGUCCCUUUCAUGGAUUGUGGACGAAGAUAACCACAACAAGCUGAGCCCCAUUGGGGUACCCGGUGAACUUCUCGUAGAAGGCCCUCUUCUAGCUCGUGGGUACCUUAAUGAUGAAAUAAAGACUAGAGAGUCAUUUAUUGUCAACCCUGCCUGGGCCGCUGGACAACGCUUAAAUGGAGGAUGCGAACGUCGCUUCUAUAAGACUGGGGACCUUGUCCGGUACAGUGACGAUGGCUCUGGCUCACUUGUAUUCAUUCGUCCUGUUGACAACCAGCUAAAAGUUCGUAGACAACUGGUCGAAGCUGCUGAAAUUGAGCAUUACAUUGCAAUGGACUCUCCAGCAUCAUCUGGUGUUGCGGUGGCUCUUGUUCCUAUUCACGAGGGAGAAACAGAUACCGUGCGAGAAACUCUUGCCGCAUUCAUACGGUAUGAGGGUCAAAUAGAUACGGAAAACACCUCUGAUGUUCUCAUGCCGAGUUCCGAUGCCCUACGAGAUACCCACAGUGCUCUAAGAGAGAAGCUCGCACAGAUGUUACCAUCGUACAUGGUUCCGUCUUACUAUUUUCCUGUUCACCGGCUUCCAUUCACCCUUUCUGGAAAGCUAGAUCGUCAGGUGCUUGUUGCAACAAUAUCAAGUCUAGGACAAGAUGAGCUUCUGCGCUAUGUACAUGGCGGCGAGUCUAUCAAAAUGGUCCAAAACUCCACGCAAGAAACCCUUCGGCAUCUGUGGGCUGAAGAACUUGGUGUCCCAGUGAAGCGAAUUGGAUUUGAGGAUAAUUUCUUUGCCCUAGGAGGUGAUUCUACUCUUCUUCCAAGUAACGAAAUCACCGAUAUCCUGCCAGUUACCGAAUUUCAAGCGAUGUGCCUUUCUGGCGCUUUAUCACCGUUCCGCUGGACGUUAAACUAUUUUCACCUCGACUGCCGAGGAACAAUAGACACUACUAGACUACAAGAGAGCUGGGCGAAACUCGUAAAUACGUAUGAACUCCUUCGCUCCAUCUUCACUCUCCAUGAGGGAACGUACUACCAAGUGAUCCCCAAAUUUUGGCAUCCUCAAGUAGACAUCUAUGAGGCCGAGGGGGAAAUUAUAUCUCUGAGUGAUGAUUUGGAGAAACAAGAUUUACGCGACCCUCCAUCUCUAGGACGGCCAUGGGCGAAACUAGUAGUCAUCAAAGGGUCGAAAUUUCCCCAGCAGACAAGAAUUAUACUACACAUAUCUCACGCUCAGUAUGACGGUUUAUGCCUGAGUCGACUUUGGGACGAUCUGGCGUCAGCAUACAAAGGAGAAAAUCUUCUUCUGCCGCGUCUAGGCUUUGCCGGCUAUAUGGCCAUCGUUAACCGCCAAACCCAUGAUAAGCGGACUCUGGAUCAUUGGAAUACGGUCCUGGAAGGCUCAAAAAUGACAAAUAUCGUUGCGGGAUCUGAUGCUGCACCUCCUCUACAUCUUUCAUCGGAAAUGGCUUUCUUGUUGACCCGCCAGAUUCAAAUACCUCAUAAUUAUACCAGCCGCCUCUUCUCCGACGCAACCAUUAUAAAAGCAGCAUUGUCUCUUGUUCUUGCCCGUCUCCGAAACUCGAGUUAUUUACCCUCCGCGUCUGUGGCUGGCGCCGAUAUCAUCUUCGGAGGUUUUGUUUCUAGUCGCAACACGUCUGUGGGGAUUAGCCAGGUCUUUGGUCCCUGUCUCAACAUCCUACCCAUCAGGGUACCAUUCAAUCAACAAAUACAAAAUGGAGCCCAAUGGACAUACUUAGAUCUCUUGAUAUACAUUCGUGAUCAACAAAUCGCGGGUAUUCCGUUUGAACAUGCCGAGUUUGGCAAGAUAGUGUCCAGAAAAAAUGUUUAG
Histoplasma mississippiense is the source of this 7662-nucleotide messenger RNA. RefSeq lists its product as hypothetical. Gene Ontology annotation, cellular component: cytoplasm. The coding region runs from base 1 to 7662 and encodes 2553 amino acids. Gene Ontology annotation, biological process: secondary metabolite biosynthetic process; amino acid activation for nonribosomal peptide biosynthetic process. The record is from RefSeq and is a predicted model, not a curated record. Gene Ontology annotation, molecular function: catalytic activity; phosphopantetheine binding. Lineage: Eukaryota; Fungi; Ascomycota; Eurotiomycetes; Onygenales; Ajellomycetaceae. The transcript has 4 exons.